Messenger RNA from Physcomitrium patens, 2116 nucleotides. RefSeq lists its product as uncharacterized. Gene Ontology annotation, cellular component: membrane. Gene Ontology annotation, molecular function: transmembrane transporter activity. Gene Ontology annotation, biological process: transmembrane transport. NCBI's taxonomy places the organism in Eukaryota, Viridiplantae, Streptophyta, Bryopsida, Funariales, Funariaceae. The record is from RefSeq and is a predicted model, not a curated record.
UCUCCGAUUGAUAGGACGGCAAUGGCCACUGUAGAAGUGCUGUGUGUUUAGGGUUGCGCUAUUGUGCCCUUGUGUUGCGUUUCACCCUCUCUGCCUCUUGUGUCUUUUCGCUCAGUGCACUGAAUCAGCUAUUUCGUCUCUUUGGUGUUGUGCUGGGAGACAAUGAAGUGCCUCAGUCUUGGAUGUUGUUCUGUUUUGCAGACUUGUUGGAAAGUAGCACGUCAAAAUGGGUCUUGAUGAUGGGACUUCCAGGAAGGACGACAUCGAAAGUGAUAGAAUUGAAGAGCCAUUACUGGACAAGAAAGAUUAUACAUUGAGAGGCUAUCAAAACCAACCGGAUUCUGUUGUGUCGAUACCUUCUUCUCAGGAAGGAUCAAGUGUAUUCGGCUACAAUGUGGGUGUCAGACCUUUCCAGGACGUCAGUUUCGCUAUUAUCUUCCUACUGCUUGUUGUUAUAUCAGUAGCUUUUGGCAUCUAUGGAGUGGUUCACUCCAACUCUGAGUAUCAAUGGGUUGAGACCGCCCAGUACGAGCCAAAGCAACAAACCUGCUCCAUUCCAGAAGGUAUGCUUUUAGAGCCAAUGCAAGCUAGCGAUGCCAAAUGGCAGAUUGCGUAUGUCAUCAUGCCCCAGAGAUUGAAGAACUUGCUUUUCUCAAGCAGGGCACCUUCUGCAACACCUAUUUGGAUCACUUUGGGUAUAGCUCUUGUUCUGAGUGGUCCAUUCGCUUUGGGGGUUCUAUUCCUGCUACGAGUAUAUACGAAGGAGCUUGUAUAUGCCACUCUACCCCUCAUCAUCCUACUCCCCAUAGUUCUUAAUCUGACUUGGUUCAUCCUCUGUCAGCGUAGUGAAGAGUGUCUUAAGGAGUUUGACCCCGCAGGACAGUACGUAUUAUUUGGGAUUAUUCUUCUCAUGUGUGCACUCAUGAUCUAUGUGAUUUAUUCCAACUGGGACCGUAUUCAGCUUACUAUACGGAUAGUCAAGACUUCGUCUGAGGCUUUACAUCAAAACCUUGCUCUUCUAUUUGUCCUCCCUGGUUUAUCACUUGUAUUAGUUGUAUUCUGUGUGCCAUUUGUCAUCUUCAUAGGGUAUUCCUACACAAAUGGGAAGGUUGUGCCUAACCCAGACGUAUUAGCGGGCGAAAGCAUUCAAUGUGCCAGGGGUACAGACACCCCAUGUUGUGUUUGGCAGACUGCUUCAUGGGUGCCAUAUUACAUGUAUCUUUCCGGAUUUUCCGUUCUUUGGUCUUCGACGAUAAUGGCCCAAAUCCAGGUCUUCACCAUCAGUGGUACAAUCUCUCAGUGGUACUUCGCACAAGCAGGAUCUUCUGCCAUGAACUCCACAAGGCGAGCAUUGAGUGUUGCGUUUGGGCCUUCAUUCGGAACAGCCUGCCUUGCUGGCCUUGUCGUUGCAAUCGUGCGAAUUAUUCGAGGUGCAGCUAACAGUACGGACAAUGAACAAGCCCAAGAGAGCGCACUUGCUAUUUUUCUGCGUGCUUGUCUUCAGUCGAUUCUCGAUGCUGUUGAAUUCUUCACCAGAUUCACAACAAACUUCGCAGCCAUUACUGGCGAAAGCUUUUGUAACUCAGCUUCCAUGACAUAUAAUCUUUUGAAGAGGAAUUUGCUAUCAACAGUGCUUGUGGAAAUUAUUUCGGAUCGACUUCUGGCCAUGGUGACAUUCGUCCUAACUUUAGUAUAUGCACUGCUGAUAUACGGAGUUCUAUCUCUUUCAACAAGCCUAGCUAAGGACCAGAAGCUGAUCGCAGCUGUUCUGAGUUGGCUAAUUGUGUUCUUGGUACUCGUCCUCUUUGUGCGAGUCCUGAGCAACAUUAUAGAUACAGUGUACAUCUGUUACGCCAUGGACAAAGAUCAAGGCGUGGUGUCCAAAUCUGAAGUUCAUGACGUUCUUGUCCUUCUUCCCGCUUCCCAGGAGGAGAAUCCGUCCCUCGCCGUGCGACGCGAGAACUGAUCACAUCCGACUACCGAACACUCCGGUCCCAUUGUCAUGGCAGUCUGCUUCAGUAGUUCCGACUAGCAAUGUACAUUCUGAAUUUUGUAACAAUAUUAUGAGCAAAUUAUAUCCAGAGUGUAAAACUUGCACUCCCCUUUGUCUGCACCA